This is a messenger RNA of Mixia osmundae IAM 14324, 2344 nucleotides long. RefSeq lists its product as uncharacterized. Lineage: Eukaryota; Fungi; Basidiomycota; Mixiomycetes; Mixiales; Mixiaceae. The record is from RefSeq and is a predicted model, not a curated record. The coding region runs from base 203 to 2131 and encodes 642 amino acids. The transcript has 3 exons.
CGGAUGAGGUCACCCUAUACGCUUGUUGUAGACUCUUCUGCCCGUCAGAGAGCCCAGCCUGAUGAUGGAGAGGGAGCCGCUUACCGCUUACCCCGCGCGCGCGCGCGCGCAUUUGCUCCUCUUUGAAGCUUGCCCUGCCCUUCGAUGAUGCGGCGCCGGCUCGGUCGGCAAGCAGCAUGACCGUGGAUACAUAGCGAGCGACAUGUCGGCACUCAUUGUCAACCCGGCAGUGCCGAGCACGAUGCAGAAGCUGCUCGAGUACGCAGGCAGUCCGGGACCGCUGCCGUUGCCCAUCGAGCUCGUCCUCGACUGCUCGUCGCCUAUGCUGCUCUGGCUCAGCAGCAGCACGCUCGGCAUGCUCAGAGACGCUCUCGCCUCGCCGGGCAUCAGGGCAAGCCACAUAGAGUCUUUCACCUUUCGAGCAGGCCAAUCCACUCGGGUCGUGCCUGCACAGAUCACAAGCGUUCUGUCGAGCCAUGCAAAGCACAAGCCUCCCGGUGACCCCCGCCAAAUUCAUACACUGGCGCUCUACGAGACAGUCUCUGUCGAGGAAGCAGAGACGUUCUACGCCUCUCUGAGCGGCCUCGAGACGCUCAUCCUCAGAGGUUGCUGGGGAGGUGUCUUCAACCAUCUCCCGCGCUACUCUGAGCCCAUCCACUUUGCGCCUCGGGAGCGUCUCGCAGUCAACGCUGCCAGUGCUUGCGUUGGUGGCAGCGCGGACGAUGCCAGCAUUAUACCCCGGUCGGCCUCACAGAUCGAUCUCGACACUUACAGAGCAAAUCCUCGCAAAGGCUCGUCCGCACAUCUCGAGCGGAUCGAGGAUAUACCCGAGAUAGCGCCCAUGCCGCCCUCGAUGAUUCACAUGAUCAGCGAAGAAAACGUGGCUGAGGAAUAUCGCAUAGAGCGGUCCAGCUCGUCAAACGGUCUCCCUGCACCCGAGCCGCUCUCGAGGCUAGCCAUGCUGGAUCCCACCCCGCCUGUUCCAGCUAUCACGACAGCAGACUUGUCCACAAGGGCGGGUCCUAUUGCAAUACCGAUCGCUAUCAGUCCAAAGGUCGUGGCGCAGGGCGGCUAUGCCACCUUUGGCCAUACCAGAGUGACUUCUGGACCUGGUGCGCCGACGGGGGCACUGGCAGAUCUGCUCGGCAGCUCGUGGGGCUCCUCACCGCGAGACUCGCCUUUCACCUCGCCCGACGUGAGGCCCUUCGAUCAGCAGCCCCUGCCCCUUUCGUCGUUUGCACCCAUGCCCACCCAACACUGGCAUGUAAAGCAUCUAGAGAUCGUCAGGCCAGAACGGGACGGUGGACCAGCUUGUGCGGCUUGGUUCGAGCGCGGAGUCGUGUGGUCUCAGAUUGAAACGCUGCAUGUCGAAGGUAUCGACGAGAGCGCCAUCGCUGCCAUCGUAAAAGGCUACAAUACGAUGAAGGCUCCUCCCCAGCUCGUAUCGCUACACCUUCAGCUGUCAUUCAUUCUUGCGCCACAGCUCUUGACAAAGCUUAUUGAUGCGAUCCCAUCAACUGCUCUCGAAACAGUUGCGAUCACGUGGAUAUCUCACGAUGCUUUGCAACCAACGUUGCUCGAUUCAAUGGCGACACAGUGGCCAAACGUGCUCGACCUUGACUUGCGUCUCGGCGGUCCCGGCGCGCAGACCACGAUGGAAGCCGAAGCUGCAGGCCGCAAGGGUGUCGAUUGGGCAAGCCGGAAACGAACAUGGGACGAGCUUGCAGGAGCGCUCGGUCAGUUCCAACGUCUCGAGACGCUCAGCAUCAACCAUUUCCCGACCGAAUCGAGUGUCAGCUCUGCGCCCAAAGGGUCGGCGGCUCGUGGUCGUCGGAGGGCGCCAUCACCGCCUCCAGUCAGACGUAAUAAAGCAGCGACAGACAAGACGCAGAAGGAUUUGCUCAUCGCGGCUGCUCAAAAAGUUGCUAUCAGAAGCAAGACACUCAAGCUUGUCCGAUUCACUGCGCCCGUCACUGGCAAAUGGCUGUCGGUCGACUUUCAGCGUGAUGCAAGUAGCGGUACGCUGACAGGCGUCCGCGAAAUUUGGGACCUCGACGAAAAAGCCGAGGCCGAGAAAAAGGCGACAGAGGCGGCUCACGCUCAUGAAAUCGAGUUUUUCGAAGAGGAAUGACGCAUCGGGCGCAUCCGUACAGCAUCACCGCUCACACCAGCAAGAUCUAAUUGUCGAAUGUCUGUGUCUCUGUGUUGUCAAAUUAUGCAUCGCCCGCCGAACUAUGCGCCUAGCAAGUCCUGCAAGACCUUGUAGGUCGUUCCCGCCGGAUGUGCUCCCCUGUCCAUGCCAGGAUUCAGCACGUACCCUGCUGUCGACGACUGAGUGGCCACG